Thalassophryne amazonica is the source of this 659-nucleotide messenger RNA. It is a transcript of the gene slc48a1a, whose product is annotated as solute carrier family 48 member 1a. Gene Ontology annotation, cellular component: plasma membrane; lysosomal membrane. The transcript has 3 exons. The record is from RefSeq and is a predicted model, not a curated record. The coding region runs from base 127 to 561 and encodes 144 amino acids. Gene Ontology annotation, biological process: heme transport. Lineage: Eukaryota; Metazoa; Chordata; Actinopteri; Batrachoidiformes; Batrachoididae. Gene Ontology annotation, molecular function: heme transmembrane transporter activity; heme binding.
CAUAGAUCCGUCUUCGUUAGAGAGGAUAUUACAUAAUGUAGCGGCAGUCUGUUGUGGAGCCCGACUGUUUUGGAAAAUAUACUUUUACUGGUUAUUUUGCACACGUUUGUCCAGAGAUAUUUCGCUAUGGGAAUAAAAAGGGUUUACAUUAGCAUAGGGUACGCUACUUUUGGCGUGCUGGUUGGAUUUUCGGCUUUGCUGGUGUGGAAUAUCGCUUAUAAACAACCGUGGACGUCGGCUAUGGGAGGCCUGUCAGGUGUGCUGGCAUUCUGGGCUCUUGUCACACACAUUAUGUACCUACAGGAUUACUGGCGCACUUGGCUGAAAGGCCUCAAGUUCUUCAUGGCUGUUGGAGUCGUCUUCUUUAUUUUGGCCUUGACUGCCCUCAUCAGCUUCUUGACCCUCGCCAUCACACAGAAGCAAUCGAUUGCUGACCCAAAGAGCCUGUAUCUGUCUGGUGUGUGGAGCUUCAUCACUCUCAAAUGGUCCUUCCUCUUGGUCUGGUACUCCAACAGGUACCGCCAAGAGUUUGCGGACAUCAGCAUCCUCAGCGAUUUCUAGUCGGUAUUGAUUUUAAAGACUGGGGUGGACUUUGAUGAGUAGGAGUUCAAGCUCAAAGAGCCUAAGUAACAAAGAGGUGGAAAAGCAGAUUAUAAAAA